GUUAUAUUCAGUUGGAGGUCGGGAUGGAAGUUCGUGUUUGAGUUCCAUGGAAUAUUACGACCCUCACACAAAUAAAUGGAAUAUGUGUGCUCCUAUGUGUAAGAGAAGAGGAGGUGUAGGAGUGGCUACCUGUGAUGGCUUUCUUUAUGCAGUUGGAGGCCAUGAUGCUCCUGCUUCUAACCAUUGUUCCAGACUUCUGGACUAUGUAGAAAGGUAUGAUCCAAAAACUGAUACAUGGACAAUGGUGGCCCCACUCAGUAUGCCUAGAGAUGCUGUUGGUGUCUGUCUCCUUGGUGACAAAUUAUAUGCAGUAGGUGGCUAUGAUGGUCAAACAUACCUGAACACUAUGGAAGCAUAUGACCCUCAGACUAAUGAAUGGACACAGAUGGCUUCCCUAAAUAUUGGAAGAGCUGGUGCCUGUGUUGUAGUCAUCAAACAACCAUGA
Messenger RNA from Merops nubicus (carmine bee-eater), 445 nucleotides. Its product is annotated as kelch-like protein 1. The annotation marks the transcript as partial. Gene Ontology annotation, molecular function: protein binding. The transcript is spliced from 3 exons. NCBI's taxonomy places the organism in Eukaryota, Metazoa, Chordata, Aves, Coraciiformes, Meropidae. The record is from RefSeq and is a predicted model, not a curated record.